Leptomonas pyrrhocoris is the source of this 1587-nucleotide messenger RNA. RefSeq lists its product as hypothetical. NCBI's taxonomy places the organism in Eukaryota, Euglenozoa, Kinetoplastea, Trypanosomatida, Trypanosomatidae. Gene Ontology annotation, molecular function: protein binding. Bases 172 to 1587 code for a protein of 471 amino acids. The record is from RefSeq and is a predicted model, not a curated record. The transcript has a single exon.
GAGUCACAUAUUGUGUGCUCUCUCCGCUUCCCCAACGAGCCGACGUUCACACAAAGGCAGCAACACCAACCAGAACAAGCCGACAAAUCACCGUCUUUACAGCGUAGAAACCUUUUUUGAAUUCCAAUUGAUCUCUUUUAUCCUUUUGAUAUUAUUAUUCUCUCAGAGGUGAUGACGACCGUUCUAAACCGCAAGUUUGAUCUGCUGUGCCACAGCGGCACGUGUCCCUCGUACCUCGUCGACGUCUUGUCUUUCUUGGUCGCACACGCCAAUGACACGGAGUUGUUCAAGUCGGAGCUGCGCUCCAGCGACGGUGGCGGUGCUAGCGGUUUCGAGACGACCCAAGCCGGCCUCCUCCCGUCCUCACGAGCCAACUCCGCUAUUCGUCCAGAUCGGGCGUCGCGCGAGGCAAGUGAGCGCUACGCUGCGGAUCGCCGCACACAGCUGCUGUACCGACAAGUCGAAGACUCCGAAGCGCUCGAUGACGCCUUGCGCGCUUCGCAUGAGUCGGUGCUGAUCGCCGCGGAGCAAAGCUUGCAGACCUACGCGGAGGACUUGAAGAACAUGAACGAGAUUGCAAUGGCCACCUCCGCCAAGCAGCUGCGGGCGAUGCGGGUGGAGACGCAGGAGCAGAUGGAGGCGUUUCGCGACCGCGUCUGCGCGAGCGUCGUGACUCAGACUCGCGACGAGCUGGAUGUGAUGCGCAGCGAGUUUGGCGCCUCGAUCAAGGAGGACGUGGGAGACAUGGUGCGCCAGCUGCACGAGGUCAGCCUCACUGCACAGCGGCAGGUGCAGGCGCUGGCGAAGUCGUUCGCGGAAUUCGUCGCGCAGACGCACGAGGCGACGGCGGUGGUACCGUUGCAGGACGCCCACGACGCCCUGGCCGCGGUGGAGUACGUGCAGGAGAGGAUGGACUGCGUGGAGGCGGCGGUGGCGUCGAGGGCAGACGUCGACACUCUUCAAAAGCGCCUACAAGAGGUAGAGCGGCUUGUCGCCACGUUAGGAUCGGCAAUGAACGGGGUGCUGCAAGCAGCGGUAUCGCCACCGGCAGCGGCAGCAACGCCAUGCGAGCACGCCAUGACGAGCGUCGCCGCUGCUCCUCCCCUUACCCCGCCUCCGCCCAUCAAGCCAUCGGUGCGGGGGCACGAGACACCGUCAGCGCUAGCGAACUCACUUCCUCUUGAUAACGCGCCCAAGGCGUCAGCAGCACCACCCUCUCGCACGCAGGCAUCCGCGAUGCCAGUAGACAGCAACAGCGCUAGAGAAGUUCAAGCUGCUACGCCAUCCCCUCCCCUUCCCCCGCCAUCUGCCUCUAUCGCAAUUCCAAAGACGGGCGCGGAGCGACUUGGUGUUGCUGUCGAAGGCGCCGAAGAAGGCGUCGUGCUCGCGAAGGUGCUGCCCGACUCCACCGCCUCAAAUCACCAGCUGGGGACGGGGCACAUCAUAUCUCACGUCGGGCGCGUUGCAGUGACGACACCGGCGGCCUUCGAGGCGGCUCUUCAGUCGUCCGAGGGGCAGCCGCUGAAGCUGACCACGUAUGACCCUUUUCAAGGCCGCAUUCGUGUACUAACCAUUCAGUCCUUCUGA